AUGGCAUAUGUUAAAGUUGUUAAAAAUAAAGCUUACUUUAAAAGAUAUCAAGUGAAAUAUAGAAGAAGAAGAGAGGGAAAAACUGAUUAUAGGGCUAGAAAAGCUUUAAUAUUGCAAGACAAGAAUAAAUAUAAUGCACAAAAGUUGCGUUUUGUUGUUCGUAAAACAAACAGUCAAAUUAUUUGUCAGAUAGCUAGUGCUCAUAUUGAAGGAGAUAAAAUUUUAGCUGAAGCAAAAUCAAAAGAAUUAACGAAAUAUGGAAUACCUGUUGGAUUAAAAAAUUAUGCUGCCGCUUAUGCAACUGGAUUGUUAUGUGCUAGACGAUUUUUAAAAUCAUUAAAUUUAGAUAGCCAAUUUGUUGGUGUUGAAAGAGUUACAGAACAAAUAGAAGAUAAAGAAGAAAAAGAAGAUGAAGAUUCAAGAAAACCAAUCAAAGCAUUUUUGGAUGUUGGUAUAACAAUGACUACCACUGGUAAUCGUGUUUUUGCAGCAUUAAAGGGAGCAUGUGAUGGAGGAUUGCAUAUUCCUCACGGAAACAACAGAUUUCCUGGUUCUAAGAAUGAAUUUAAUCCUGAACAGUUAAGAAAAAAUAUUUUAGGUAUACAUGUAGCUGAAUAUAUGAAAACUUUAAAAGAAGAAGAUAAUGAAAAAUAUAAAGCACAUUUUAAUGAGUAUAUAAAAAAUAACAUUGAUCCAGAUAAUAUUGAACAAAUGUAUCUAAGUGCACAUGAAAAAAUUAGACAAAAUCCAGAAAGAAAGGAAAAAAAUAAAGAUAAAACAAAAAAAUUUCUUUCGAAGCAUGAAAAACCUAAAAAGUUAAAUGCUAAAAUUAGAAAGAAAAGAGUUAAGGAAAAGUUGGCAAAGUAUGUUGAAAAAUUACAAUAA
Plasmodium gallinaceum is the source of this 885-nucleotide messenger RNA. RefSeq names its product 60S ribosomal protein L5, putative. The record is from RefSeq and is a predicted model, not a curated record. Gene Ontology annotation, biological process: translation; ribosomal large subunit assembly. Lineage: Eukaryota; Apicomplexa; Aconoidasida; Haemosporida; Plasmodiidae. Gene Ontology annotation, molecular function: structural constituent of ribosome; 5S rRNA binding. The transcript has 3 exons. Gene Ontology annotation, cellular component: cytosolic large ribosomal subunit; ribosome. Bases 1 to 885 code for a protein of 294 amino acids.